Clonostachys solani is the source of this 543-nucleotide messenger RNA. The record is from the annotation of a GenBank genome assembly. Lineage: Eukaryota; Fungi; Ascomycota; Sordariomycetes; Hypocreales; Bionectriaceae.
AUGUCGGCCAGAUGGUCGCAAUUUACUUGGUUUGCCCUUAAAUCCUUUCGUAUCACGCCAAAGCUCAGCCAUAACAUGAAUUCAGUUAUUUUGGACGCCGCGACACUGCAGCCGACUCGAAUUCCCGAUCGUGCGAUGUGGUUCCAGCUACUGCUGUAUUCGCCCUUGAUCUACCUUGCAUGGAACAUCAUUAGCCUGUGGCGGAAUAUUGCGAAAUGUCGCUCCAUGGGUGUACCUAUUGUUUGGGUCCCCAUCGACCACAGGAAUUUCUUCUGGAUGCUUGUCCAAGGCUAUGUUUGGGACUUCAUCGAUUCCUACAACCGCCCCUGGUCUUCCAUCCCGACAUAUAUUCGGUUCACCCGCCCAGGAUGGCAAUUCUAUGACCAAGGCGACACCCAUGUGAAGCUGGGCCCCGUCUGGGCUCUGGUCACGCCUGCGAACAUAUUUUUCAACGUUUCGGAUCCCAAGGCCAUCGACGCGUUGGCGAAUCAUCGAAAAGGCUCCCUUUCUCAGGCGGAGCAACCCAGUAAACAUUGUCACUGA